Messenger RNA from Amphimedon queenslandica, 2416 nucleotides. Its product is annotated as AP-4 complex accessory subunit tepsin-like. The transcript is spliced from 15 exons. The coding region runs from base 51 to 2186 and encodes 711 amino acids. The record is from RefSeq and is a predicted model, not a curated record. NCBI's taxonomy places the organism in Eukaryota, Metazoa, Porifera, Demospongiae, Haplosclerida, Niphatidae. Gene Ontology annotation, cellular component: trans-Golgi network membrane.
ACAAACCACGCCCUCAACACGCCCAUUCCAAAUAAGGACACAGGGUCAAAAUGGCUGCCGGUCCAUCCCUGACAGAGAAACUGGCCAACAUACAACACAUGCCGUCACUGAUAGCCGCUACUGUAGCAUCAGAUAAACCAGUCGACGGAUAUUUAAUAAGAGACAUUGUCAAAAUGUCUUACGAAUCUUUACAGACGAGAGUAUUCCUCCAAAAAUAUUUGAUAAAUCAUCUUGACUCUAGCAGGAACGUCUACGUAAAAAUUAAAGUUUUAAAGUUAGUUCUAAGUUUGCUUGAUGAAGGUCACACUGACUUUCAUCGAAAUCUACAAAAGACACCCGAACCAUUUAAAAGCGCUUCGAUGCUGAAAGCAACUAGUCCAGAAGUGGCCGGAGACUGUGGAAGAAUUAGAGAUUUAGCAAAUAAAGUUCUUGAUCGAUUGUUUGACGAUCCUCCUUCUGAUCGUGCCUGUCCUUAUGGUCUACCACAGCAGGCAACAGGCGGCAGUGGUAGUAAUAUUAUUAAUGGAUUGGGUGGGGCCAGCAGUUCAUCUUCAAGAGAUAACACAUCGUCAUCAUUAUUAGGAGGGCGUGGAGGUGGUGGACGUAUCCAAGGAUUUGGUAAUACGCCUUCACCAACAAAUAAUAACAAUAGCUCAAUAUCAUCACAAUUGAGUUCUGCUGUUGGUAAUUUAUUUAGUUCUGCACUAGGUUCUUCUUCAAGCAAGGACAGAACCGGUUUGGUCAUUGAAAAGUCUUACGCAACCACAACUCCUGUACCACAAUACUCGUCUAGUUUAGGUGGAGUAGGGGGUGGGGCUAGUAGCCGUUCACAUAAUGCCCACUCAUUUAGAGGAGGAGGAGGAGGGAGAGGGACAUGGGAAGACGGGGAGGAGAAGAGAACGACAGGAGGUGGGAGGGACCGAUCUGAGACCGCACCCUCUCCUACUGUAGUUCACAGGGAUGGUGAGCAGGAGAGACGUUUGGUUGAUCAGAUAACGACACCAGGUGGAGUGAGAGUGGCACCAAACAGAGAAGAAAUGAGCUCAUUUUUAAACAGGUGCAAGUCAUUGGAUUGUAUCGCAAUUGUUGAGUGUUUGAGGGACAAACUGAAUAGUGAUUCUGAUCAAACGAUACUAAAAUCUUUAUUUGUUGUUGAAGGUUUGGCUAGGUCUGAUAUACAAGACAUAUUUUCUUAUCUUGAUUUGUUAUUAAAUGAACUGAAUUCAUUAUCUACCUCUAGUAAUGCAACAAUUAAAGCAAAAUCAGAUAAACUACUUAAUUUAUUGGGGACUACCAGUACAAUACAUGAACAGCAACAGUCACAAAUACAUGCCACUAGCUCUAGUAAUGAUGGUGCAUUAUUAACAAUUGAAGGGGAAGAAGGAGCCACUGCUACGACCGACUCUUCUGGUCUCUUUGCUGGUCUGACCAUCACCUCCUCCUCUCCCUCUCCUAAAACUCGCCCUCAGUCAUCCUCCAAGACUAGGAACCCACCAGCUAGAAAACAGCAGGUGGAACAGCAAGGACAUGAUCUAAUAGAUAUUACAUUAACACAGUCUCCAGAUACAGCUCCUCCUUCAACUGGUUUUGAGUUCCUCACUGCUCCUACACCCUCUCUCCCUCCCUCUUCCUCCAAGGAUCUUCUUGAUAUGAGACCUACUGAUGAUGAGUCCCUAUUUGAUCCACUGGUAGUUAGUGAUAGAGAGGAGGAGGGCCUGACUACAGGAGGAGGAGGGGGUAGUGCAUUGUUGGGUGGACUCAUGUCACUAGAGGGACCUGUUCAACCAGUUAUGGAACCAGUACAACCUGUUGUACUAACUAGUAGUAGCGUACCUCCAGCAAACGUGAUGCAGGGUUCUACCUUCAUGUCUGGUGUUCCCAUGGCAACCAGUAUGCCCUCAACUGGCGUUUCUAUGGUAACCAGUGGCCCUCCCCCUCUAAUGACUAGUGGCUACCAUCAACCUCACCCUCCUCCUGUUCAGUCCUUCCCUCCUGGUGGUGGUGGUUCAUAUUAUUCAGUGGUAUCAAACAGGCCAGUCCAGAGGUUCCCUUCAAAGAACCCUGAGUCAGACCUUAUAUCAGGGGAUGGGGAUGGGUUUGGGUUUUUGUCUAAAACCGGUAAGGGUUCUGCUUUUGAUUUUGUUAAAGAUGAAAUGAAGGCAAGCAUGGAUGGAGGGAAAAAAUAAAGACUAGUGUACAUUGGAAGUAACUGUAACUUUGUCAUUUUUAAACUGGUUUUUAGUAUAAAAUUUCAUUUUGAUUUGUUUCAUUUUAAAUGUUAUUGUUGUUAAUAUUACUGUUUUUUCAUUGUUAUUAUUAUUAUUGUUGUUGUUGUUUUUACUAUAAUUUGUUGAAGGAGUGACGGAGCUGCAUCAGUUUUUAAUGCAUGAAUAAAAGGUUAAUAAGAACUCAAAAA